Messenger RNA from Saccoglossus kowalevskii, 2403 nucleotides. Its product is annotated as U3 small nucleolar RNA-associated protein 18 homolog. Lineage: Eukaryota; Metazoa; Hemichordata; Enteropneusta; Harrimaniidae. Gene Ontology annotation, cellular component: small-subunit processome; Pwp2p-containing subcomplex of 90S preribosome. Gene Ontology annotation, biological process: rRNA processing. The record is from RefSeq and is a predicted model, not a curated record. Gene Ontology annotation, molecular function: protein binding.
ACGAUAUUGGCACAUGUGUGUUCCAUGUUUUGGUGUAUGUUUAGCAUUUGGGGAGACAGACUGUAAAUCAGUAUCCAUUCUUACACUACAUCACUAUGUUGCGACAGCGAAUCAAGAGGUCACUUGAUGAGCAAGUGGAAAACACAGAAAGAGACGAUGCGAAGAAUAGAAAGACUGCGACUCGUCAACAAAAGUUUCUUACGCUUGGUUCUGACAACAAACAAGAAGAGGAGGAAAUGUUGGAGAAAUUAGUGUUUGGUGGGGAGCACCUUAUUAUUGAACAGUUUGAAAAAGAAAGCUCAAAGUCAAAAACGACCAAAGAGGAUAAUUCAGAAGAGCGCUCGCAAGGAAUUCUGGACAAAAAAAUUAAACCAGCGUGGAUUGAUGAGGAUGAUGAACAAGUAGUGAUAGACUUCACUCAAAGAAAACAUCAAUAUCUAAAAAAGCCAAAUGAUAGUGUUUUGACAGGUGAUAUUUUACAAGAAAGGCUCCGAUCCAAUUUUGAGAAAGCUGUCGGAAGAGCACCCUCAUGGGCCAAACUAAAAUCAGAAAGAGAAGAAGACUCUGAAGGUGCAAGUGAUGAUGAAGAUGAUGUUUUAAAGCACACUGGAGACUACCUCACUACAUCGGAUAAACUUACUAAAGAUAUAUUACAAAUUAAACGAUGCACACAUGCUAAUAAGCAAAAACCAACACAGGGUAAGAUAGAGAGUGUUGAAUUUCAUCCGGGAGCACAGGUUAUAUUGACGGCUGGCAGAGAUCAAACUCUUAACUUAUUUCAAGUUGAUGGAAGGACAAACCCCAAAAUACAGAGCGUUUUUGUCGAAGAUUUCCCGAUUCGAACUGCACAUUUUACAGCCGAUGGUGAACAGGUAGUGAUGUCGGCCAAUAUGCGAUGCUUCUACGUCUACGACAUGAUGGCUGGCAAGGUUAUCAGAAUACCAGACAUUAAAGGAAUCCAGGAACGAAAUUUGACAACAUUUAAAAUUUCCCCUGAUGGUAAAUACAUUGUAUUCCUAGGAUCCUAUGGCUAUAUGUAUGUUUUGUCAGCGAAGAACAAAGAAUGGAUUACCACUUUAAAAAUGAAUGGUAGUGUAGAUGCUAUAGCAUUCAACGAUGACGGAAGUAGAAUGUAUUCACACGGUGAUGAUGGAGAGGUUUAUAUAUGGGAUAUGAAUUCCAGAAGAUGCGUACACCGAUUCAUUGAUGAGGGGUGUAUUAAAGGCACAUCUUUGGCAGUUGCCAACCAUGAACAAUAUGUAGCGUGUGGAUCUGACAGCGGAGUGGUAAAUAUCUAUGAUGAUUCAUGCUUGACUCUCAAGUCUCCUAAACCAAUCAAGUCUGCGAUGAAUUUAGUCACGCGUGUCACCCAAAGCAAGUUUAACUCCACAAAUGAAAUUCUUGCAGUUUCAUCAAAUUUAACAAAAGAUGCAGUUAAAUUGAUUCAUUUUCCAUCCAUGUCGGCAUUCUCAAAUUUCCCAGAGUUCCAGGUUUCCAUUUACAAACCAACAUGUUUAGAUUUCUCACCUCGUAGUGGUUACCUAGCAAUUGGCAACAACAAAGGAGAUGCACUUUUAUAUCGGUUGAAACACUACAGUGAGUCAUAGAAGGAGACAUCACUUCCUGGUUGGCAGGGCAGUGUUUAUUUUUAACCAGCAGCGUGGUCGUAAUUUAAAUUACAAAGUUCAUAAAAAUAACUUCACAAGAGAAACUAAUUUGCUGGUAGAUACCUCCCCUCUAACCUCUCAAAACCAUACCACUCAGAAUUGUCUAAAACCUGAACAACUUCUUCACUAGUUAUUCACAAACUUUUCAUGAUUUAUGAUCUCUUGGUUGGCACAGUGCUUCCUUCUUUGCCUCCCCCAACAACUUAAACCUUCCAGUCAUCAAUUCAAAUGUGUUGAUGUCGGGAGGGGGAGGGGUCGUGAAUCAACUAGAUUCUAAAUUAGACAGGAAAACUAUUUUCUUCAUGAAACACAGACCACCAUUAAUGUGAGGACCACUUAAAAGAUUGUGCCUGAUAUCCAACACUAGCACCUAACCAUCAGACCAAGGUAUCAAAUUCUACCUUGUAUAUAUGCUUCGACUGCUAAAUCAUGACUGUUCCACUUUAUUAGAUGGCAUUUAAUAUUUGUUCUAAUACAUAAAUUCUCUGAUCUAUGUUGAAAUUCUCGGAUCUAUAGUACUCUACUAGAUACCACUCGCCUGCAUGUAAUCAUUCUUGCCAAUGUACGAUUUGUUUUAAUAGAGCAGUGUUCCGGUCUCUCAUGGCUUCUCUGACCUAUAGUACUUCACCAGUCACUGCAUGUCGUUAUUAUUGCCAAUGUAAGAUUAAUCUUGUAGUGUUUCAUUCUCCAACAGCUAGAUCCUGACAUAAUAAAUAUAACUUAAACAUUGGAAUGA